Messenger RNA from Myotis davidii, 7425 nucleotides. RefSeq names its product zinc finger, GRF-type containing 1 (gene ZGRF1). Gene Ontology annotation, cellular component: site of double-strand break; nucleus. Gene Ontology annotation, molecular function: helicase activity; zinc ion binding. Bases 264 to 6809 code for a protein of 2181 amino acids. The record is from RefSeq and is a predicted model, not a curated record. Gene Ontology annotation, biological process: double-strand break repair. Lineage: Eukaryota; Metazoa; Chordata; Mammalia; Chiroptera; Vespertilionidae. The transcript has 31 exons.
UUGGCGGGAGAAUUGGAAGCGGGUUUUGCGUCGCGUUUGGGGAAGGCGAGCGGUGCCCGGCUUUCCGAGACUGAGGGCGCGGAGCCGAGGCGGCGUCCCUGACCUGGGGAAGGGACGAGAGAGCCGCCCCCCGAGCGGACGGCGAGGACGCCCUGCGGCCGGUGGCCCCGGUUCUGCAGCCCCGGAUGUGUGAGGUGUUCUAAAUGGUUGGAUAACCACUGAUUAUUUCUGGACCUGAAUGGUUUAUAACUUCAGAAGGAACAAUGGGAAGCCAAGAAUUUAUUGUACUGUAUACUCAUCAAAAGGCGAAGAAGUCAAAAGUGUGGCAAGAUGGAACUUUGAAGAUGGCUCACCGAGGAAACAAAGCGAUUUUAUAUGAUGACAAAGGAGAACGCUUGGAGAGUUUAUUUCUGACGCGCCUUGAGGUAAAAGCUGGAGACAGCCUAGAAAGUGAGCGAUACUUAAUCACAGUGGAGGAGGCCAGAGCUGCUGGAAGCGCAGCUGUCAGCCAGGAGGACAUUCAGGAAGCACGAGGGCCCCAUCCACCGCGGUCCAUGCCCUGUGGCCGGUCCCUCGGGUGUCAGCCUGCCGGUUUGAAAAGGAAGUUUACUGGUUUUCAAGGACCACGGCAAGUGCCAAAGAGAAUGGUCAUUAUGGAAAAUGGCGAAUCAGCCGCGCCACUUGAGGCUGCAGCCCCUGGCCCUGCUCUCCUCGCUCCGUUCCCGAGCACCCCUCCUCUGUUCGCUGCUGCUGGCAGGGAAGGAGUCAGCAGCGCGCCGGCAGACCUCAGGAACAUUGUCGUCCGCAAGGACGGGAGGAGUGGCCCGCCGGGUUCUCCCGUCGGCUCUGCCCCCUCCUCCAGGAGUAACCCCGAGAGGCUGAGGGAGGAGGGUCAUCUUUGCUCUCCUGUCAGUUCUGCAGUCAAGGCCGCCAUUUCUUUCCUGCCUGACGAGCCCACGAAAGGACAUCGCUGGGCACCCCGCUGUUUAGGAGUCACACAAAACAUCAGAAGCAAAGCACAGAUCCUAGCUCUCCUGAAGUCCACGCCAGCCAGUGUGUCUGAGGACGUGGACGCUGAGAUGUCAGCACAUGUCCCUCGAGCACAACCACAAGGAAGCUUACACAUUCCCACUACACCGCAGUGCUUCGCUGAACAGGGAGCGUGUGCUGCGGGGAGAACAGAGCGCUUGCAGUGCCGGCGACCACCGGAAAGCACCGGGAGCAGGGACAGCCGGUGGGCUGUGUACUUAUCCCCACAGCCUUCGCCCGCUCACUCUUCUGCUGCAGCUGGAGAUGAGCUGGAAAGGGAGCCCCAGGCUGAGGGAGAUCACCUCAGUUUAAAUCUGAGAGACUUUUUGGAACAAAAAAGGAUCCAGUUAUUCGAAACAGGUGCUGAAACUGUGGAAAAGUUUAAUGGAGACAAGCUGGUAGACAAUGCUGACUCAUCCUGGGAUCGGGAAGUAAAAUCAGAGAUUCCUCCAUUCGGAGAAAGCGUAGCCGUUACCUGUGGCAGUUUGGGAAAGGAUGGCUUAGUGUCAGGGUCUGACACGCAAGGAACUCUUCCAGUGCCUGUUAAUCAGAAUGACCAGGUGUGCGUAAGAAGAUCCGUUCUUCCUGCAGAAAAUGCCCAGGAGACAGAUACCUGGGGGACGCCAGAAAGGCCGUGUAAACAAGCAGUGUCUCACCUGCCGGCAUCUGAACGUCUGCAGUUUGAAUCUUCACUGAGUGACAACUCUCAGAUCUCUGAAGCCGUCACUGACACGUUUUCUAGGACGAAUACUGACAGUGAAAGUCUUAGUAUUCAUGGACCCGUGAGUCAUGUGACACAGCCAGUUUUGGAGGUAAAUUUCAAUCUGAACAAUUUUGAAACCAGUGACACGGAAGAGGAACCCCAGGAAAGCAACAAAAUGUCCCAGGACCCAGAUGAUUGGGAAAGGGAGGCCUUGGCUGAUGCCUGCAGUUCAGGGGUUCAGAGGCGAUGUGAGGGUGUGCCCUGUGAGGAGGGUGGCGGUGCACCCUUGCCUUUCUUAACGCCUGUUGGGGGUAAACCGUGUCCUUCCCCAGAGACCCUGCUGCCACAGCUUUGUGGGGCAGCUGCACCCACUGGGGACGAAGCCGCGGGGUGCAGUGCCCGCACUGUAGGGUGGACCGAUGAUGUGGAUGCAGGUAAGGAAGCUGCUAAUAGCCCUACCCUCAAAGUCAGAAGUGACUGUGAUUUUGCUUCACUCCCGGAUAAAUCUAAAGGCAUAAAUUCAAAUUUAUAUAUUCCUCAUUUUUUAGACAUAGACACUAAUCAGACUCCUGAAAGCAACCUAUUUUCAGAACAGACUCCACCUCGGCCUUUUUUUAUGGGGUGUGACUUAGAUACAAAUGAACAGGUGUUACCGUCAACCUCUGGCAGUGACGACAGUAACCAACGAUUAGAUGCCAGUCGGAGUCAUUUUGACGAACGUAUUGCUCUUGAUAAAUCAACCCCGCAAGUUUCCAGUUCUUUGUUUUACCCUCUGGGAGGAAAGCAUCCUAUUUCCAGAGACACAGGAGCACAUAUUGCUGAAUCUGAAGAUUUGGGAGGGAUUCCGGGUUUACCCCAUGACCAUGUUGAAGUAGAUGCUGCUGGAGCAAGCAGACAGUCCUGGGAUCGUCCUAGGAAUUCUCCAGAACUCUCUGGAUUAAGAAACAAUAUUUCCCUCUUAAGGUCACUGUCUGAACACAGUACAGCUUUAGAAGGCUUGGAAAUGCUGAAAAAGAAAAUUCCUGCCUUCAAACAACAAGCAGCCCUGGAGACGCAGCCCGAGAGCAGCCCUGAAGAAAUAAGUUUUAAGAAAAUGUCAGAGCAGUGCGGUGUGCGUGCUGAGGAACAUCGCCGGGCGUCGUCUGUUACAGCUGGGAAGCCCUUGACUAUCGGAGUUUCGCCAGCCGGUCCCCAGGUUCCGCAUCUGAACCAGGAUUCUCAACUGCGUUCUGCUCCCAGGAUGAUGAAAGAAAAUGACCAAGUGGACCCAGGUGGACCAGCGCAGUCUCUGCCGUUCUUUCCCGUGGGAAGUGAAGAAGAGACCGUUUUUCCAGCUGUUACUCCUACACAAACAGAGAGAACCACCUGGGACCCUCAGCCUGUUGAGUUCCAAGGGCACCAAGUGCAGGGGUCGGCGACCAGUGCUGUGAUGGUCCGAGGGCACUGCCCGCCGCUGGGCUGCAGCCCUUUAUCCAGACCACUGCCUCUGAAGGCCACCCUGGGACUGCCCUGGGGCAGUGAUGGCAAACCGAAGCGUGCAGCAGACUUGACAGGGACACAGGUGUCAUUUGGAGGAGACGUGUGGAUGCUGCUGGAUGGAUGUGGAGGGCGGGGGAAGACGGAGAGAGACUCCUACCUCCGGAGGAGGGAACCGAGUGGUUCCCAGGUGCCCCCGCCCGCACAGGAGGGCUCAGCACCAGGCCCCGCGGCCGCCUUCUCUCUGGGCUCACGCGACGAGGCCUUCCUGCUCGAAGUCCCCGAGGGGGCCCUGCCAGCAAGACCGUCACCAGGAAUGGAAAGACUCAGUUCCCUGGAGAGCCAGCACCUUCCGAGGCUGCCUUCGUUCAGCAGAGCCCGAGCUGCGCUCGUGACUGCGCCCCCAGUGGAUGCGCCCCCCGACGGAGACCCUGGGCCCUGGGCUGCCGCCCGGGGCUGGCAGCUGUCUCCCGGCUCUCCCGGCUCUCCCCUGUUCAGCCUGUGUGAGGAGCCAGCCGUUCUUCCUCCCAGCUCUGGGCCUGAGGACCAGAGCGAAACCCUUCUGUGUCAGGCGUCCAUGGAGGUGACCCCAGGGCGUGUUUCACUUCACGGAAUGUCUGCUCGAAGCAAGUGGCUGAAAUACCAAACCACGUUCCCGUGCGCCCUGCCGACUCCAGGCCAGCCUAAGGCAGGUGUCACGGAGGACGGCUUCCCUGCGGCGGCCGUGGGGCUGUGCGGUGGUGACGCAGGUGAGAGACGCCGCGAUGCUGGGGACGGCCCCGCAGGCCCCACGCCUCUGCAGAGGGUGCGAGGCCAGCUCCGGCGGCAGCAGCAGGGCGCCGGCCCGCGGGACUUUGUUUGUGGAAGGAGAGCGCUGUCUUUGAGGCUGGAGUCUGCAUCUGAGGCUGAGGAUGCCCAGGAGGUGUGGGGAGCGUCUGCGUGUGCGACCGGCGUGCAGGAGAUAAGCGUCUCUGAGCUAUGCUUCCCCAGUGGGCGGGAGGUAACAUCUGCUCCUCUUCCCCGAAGGCAGACACGUGUGCCCGCUGUCUUCCAGUCUCCCGCUCACUACAAGCAGGUCUUCACCUCCUGUCUCGUAGAGCAUCUGAACAUACUGUUGUGCGGGCUGGCUCAGAGGCUGCGCAAAGCGCUCUCCGCAGUCGACGUGUCCUUUUACACAUCGUCCCUCGGAGCGGGAGGGAGCGCCGCGGGAAGCAGGGUGCCGUCCUGCCGCCACCAGCGGCCCGCGAAGCUCGUCAUGGUGAAGAAGGAGGGGCCCAACAAGGGCCGUCUCUUCUACACCUGUGACGCGCCCAGGGCGGACAGGUGUGACUUUUUUAAGUGGCUUGAGGAGGUGGCCCCAGGACACGUUGCACAGGCGGACUCCCCGCCCGCCCUGGUAGUGCCCGUCUACGAGGAGUGCCAGCUCUCGGUGAGCAGUGUCAACACCGCCAGGCAGCUGCAGGAACGCCAUUUUCUCAUCAUUGUUGUACACAAUCCCAAUCCCAAGCCUGGCUCUGGUGAGGGCAGGGCCAUGGUGGUGGCUGCCACAGCCGGACUGCAGUGCAGAAAAGGAUUUGAUUUUCAAAGAAAACAGUAUGGCAAACUUAAGAAGUUUGCGACCGGUCACCCUGAACUGUAUCCUGAACCUAAAAGCAAACUGUAUCUCAGGCUGAGUCGGAAGGAAAGUUCUUCGGCUUACAGCAAAGACGAUCUGUGGGUGGUCUCCAAAACCCUGGACUUCGAGCUGGACACGUUCAUCGCCUGCAGCGCGUUCUUCGGGCCAUCGUCCGCCAACGAGGUGGAGCUGCUCCCUCUGAAAGGCUACUUCCCCUCCCGGUGGCCCAUGGACACGGUCGUCCACGCGCUGUGGGUCUGCAACGCCAGCACGGAGCUGACCACCCUGAAAAACAUGCGGGAGCACUUCAGCCCCGCGACCCUGCCUCUGACGCAGCACCUGCUGGCCAUGCCUUCGUCAGCUGCAGUCAGCAGUAAGAGUGUGGACAAGAGAAGAUUCGUCCCGCCCGCCUUCUCCAAUACCCACACGCACUGUGAGCUGCCCGGCCCAGGAGCAGCCCUGCAGUUGGCCAGCGCCUUCAUCCAGGCCCACCAGCUGAACGAGGACCAGGCUGCCGCUCUCGCCCAGAUAGCGCGCAUGGUGGCGGCGCGUGGGCCUGCUCAGGCGGGGGAGGGGCCGCCCGCCUGCCCCCUCCCCAUCACCAUCGUCCACGGAGUUUUUGGAGCAGGAAAGAGCUACUUGCUGGCAGUGGUGAUUCUGUUUCUGGUGCAGCUGUUUGAAAAGAGUGAGGCUCCCGCAGUGGGACGUGCACGGCCGUGGAAAGUGCUGGUUUCUUCUUCCACCAACGUGGCUGUGGACAGAGUGCUCCUCGGGCUCCUCAGUCUUGGAUUUGACAAGUUUGUCAGAGUUGGGAGUGUUAGGAAGAUCGCCAAGCCGGUCCUACCUUACAGCUUGCACGCUGGCUCAGAAAAUGCCAGUGAGCAAUUGAAAGAAUUACAGGCGCUGAUGAAAGAAGACCUGACUCCCAUGGAAAGAGUCUAUGUGAGGAGAAGCAUCGAGCAGCAUAAACUGGGGACCAACAGGACCCUCCUGGGGCAGGUCCGCGUGGUGGGCGCCACCUGCGCGGCCUGCCCGUUCCCCUGCAUGGCCGGCCUGCGGUUCCCUGUGGUGGUGCUGGACGAGAGCAGCCAGAUGACCGAGCCCGCCUCCCUCCUCCCCAUCGCCAGGUUUGAGUGUGAAAAGCUGGUUCUCGUUGGGGAUCCCAAGCAGCUUCCCCCCACGAUCCAGGGAUCGGAGGCGGCUCACGGGAACGGGCUGGAGCAGACUCUGUUCGAUCGACUCUGCUUGAUGGGCCACAAGCCAGCUCUGCUGAGGACCCAGUACCGCUGCCACCCGGCCAUCGCCGCUGUGGCUGACGACCUGUUUUACGGCGGCGGCCUGCGGAACGGUGUCUCGGAGGCCCAGAGGGGCCCGCUGCUCGCCUGGCUGCCCACCCUGUGCUUCUACCACGUCCCGGGGCAGGAGCAGAUGGAAGGAGGGAACAGCUUCCAUAAUGAGGCGGAGGCCGCCUUCACCCUGAUGCUGAUUCGAGCUCUGGUUGCAGGUGGAAUCCCAGGCACCAUGAUCGGGGUGAUAACGCUGUACAAGGCCCAGCUGGGCAAGCUGUGCCACCUGCUCGGGACCGUGGACCUGGACCGCCCGCAGCUUGCGGCCGUGCAGGUGUCCACCGUGGAUGCCUUCCAGGGGGCCGAGAAGGAGGUGGUCGUGCUGUCCUGCGUGCGCACCAGGCAGGUGGGCUUCAUCGACUCAGAGCAGCGCGUGAACGUGGCCCUGACCCGCGGGAGGCGGCACCUGCUGAUCGUGGGGCACCUGGACUGUCUGCGGAGGAGCCGGCUGUGGGGCCGCGUGAUCCAGCACUGCCAAGGCAGGGAGGACGGGCUGCAGCAGGCCAGCCAGUGUGAGCCGCGGCUGCGGCGGCUCCUGGAGGAGCACGCGGAGAAACUCGCGGGAGAAAAGCAGAAGAAAGCCAGUGGGAGAGACGGAUGUGAAGAUGCGUCUCCUUCGCCAGGGAACGGGCCUGUGUAGGGCCUCAGUGUCCGGGACGCUGGCCCGCCUCGCGCUCACGUGCCGUUUUAUUCCCCCAAACCCGUUCUCACAGAAGACGCAGGCUACUUAAGUCACACUAGAUAGAUGCACAUAGAUACUCUUCAAAAGUACACGUUACUGAGGCUGAGAUAAGAUGCUGAAGGUGAUAGGAAAGCUUAUAAUAAAAAUUUUUCUAAGAAUUUGCUUAAAAAAUAAGUGUUACACAGGGCAGGGGAAGCCUUCAGGGCUUUUCAAUGUUGCUUCGGAAGUGAGCGAAUCUCUCAGGCUCACCUGUUAGAACACAUCCCUGGUUCUGCCAGCACCCUCCCGGGUGACACUCGGCCAGCCUGACCCGUCGCCUGCCACGCGGUCAGCAAGCAGGGCUCUCGACGAAGCUUGUCUGUCCCCGAGGAGAAGCGCCCAGGCUGGGCCAUGCGCGUCCCUGGGGCGGACAGUAAGGGAGGAGCGAAUGGCUGCCUUGGGUUCACUUCCUCUAGCCUUUCCCUCAGCAUGUAUUUGCCCAAUAGUUACUGGUGUAGAUGGUAUAUAAUGGAUUUUAAAAAUAUUUAUUAUAGAAAUUCAUCUGCUUGUAGAACACCAUUGCUGACUUGGUGCC